GCAUUCAUUCCUCAUGCUGUCUCUCAUUGGUAGAAUCCAUUGCGUCUUUCCCUCUUAAAGACGAAUCGAGGACAAAAGAAUUUCAGUCAAUUUCUGCCAGGGAAAUGAAGAUCUUUUAUUCUUUUGUCUAUCUGCUUGCGUUCACCCCCGCACAGCUGAAGGGGGCCACUAGCAAAGAAAAUGGUUUUCUUGAUAUCGCCGUCGAAGAUGUGCAAUGGGCCGCCGAAAAUGGAUUGCAAAGAGCCCAGUACAAGUACACCAUAGAAUUGGAAAAUAGUCUCCUCUCUGAAAAAUUGAUUGGAAACAAAAUUAAAUGCCCAGCUCAUAGAAAAGUAGAUAAAAAAAGUGGUGCUUCCAUUGACGAAUCUAUUCAGCAAUCAAUUCAAGCACUUGCAAUUGUUGAAGCAUCCAAAAACCUCAUGCAGAGAUUAAAUCUAAACGCAACAGAGGCUAGCCAAAUCUUAACUAAAGUGUCGUUGAAAAAUACGACUCUGGAAGGCGCCUGCUCCGAAACCAUCACGUGUCCAUCUCCUGCAUCCAAGUACAGGUCGUUUGAUGGCUCUUGCAAUAAUUUGGUGCAGGUGAAUUGGGGUCGUCGUAAUACCAUUUAUCGACGUUUAUUACCAGCUCAAUAUGGAAAUGGUAUUGAUUCACCUCGUCCGGCAACUGACGGAGGGGAAUUGUUUAAUCCACGUAAUAUCAGUUUAGCUAUCAUAGGAGACGAUGGUCCAACUUCGACUGACAUAACCCUACUCAUUACGUCUUUUGGCCAGUUUAUUACGCACGAUAUCACCAAUUCAGACGACUUUACUUUUGAAAAUGGGUCUAGCCCCGCCUGUUGCGAUAGCCAAGGACAAUUACUUCCACCUAAUGAAUUGCAUCCGCAAUGUUUACCUAUCGAAUUGUAUGAAGGAGAUGCAAAUUUCAAUGCCAGUGGCGACACUUGUAUGAGCUUUACUCGUUCAAAAGUGGGCGUAGAUUUGAGCUGUACCUUUGGUCUAGCCGAACAGUUGAACAGUAAUACUCACUAUCUUGAUGGUUCUCAAAUUUAUGGAAGCGAUGCUGACAUAUCAAACAGUCUACGCACGGCAGUCGAUGGAUUGUUAAAAUCUUUGGAUGUCGGUGGCCGUCAAUUGUUUCCUAUUACACCCGGCUGUGAAAAUCUACCCAAACGUGAACUAGCAGUUUGUUUCCAAGCAGGUGACAAUAGACUAGAGGAGAAUCCACAGCUCACUGCCGUCCAUUUGCUAUUUUUACGCGAACACAAUCGUAUCGCUAAAGAACUCAAAGCACUUAACCCACAAUGGAACGAUGAGAUUCUAUUCCAGGAGGCUCGUCGUAUUGUCAUUGCCCAGUUACAACACAUUACAUACAACGAAUACUUGCCUGUUAUUCUAGGCUCUCAAGUAAUGGUGGAUAGUGGUUUGGUAUUGCCUACUGGCGGUUAUGGAACUGGAUACGAUAGCAACGUCGAUCCUUCAAUAUCAAAUGAUUUUGCGGCUGCAGCAUUCCGGGUGAUGCAUUCCACCAUUCAAGGAACUAUUAGUUUGCUCAAUUCCGCUGAUGAAGAAGAAAUGGAAAGAAGCUUCACGUUGAGUCAGUAUUUCUUUAAUGCUUCUCAAUUGUUGAAAGAUCCCGGCUUCUUUGACUCGGCUCUGCGUGGCGUAACCAAACAACCACCUGAAGUUAUUGACGGACUAUACACCGACGAAGUGGCUGACAAUUUAUUCAUUGGUCAGAAAAAAUCCGGAGGCGAUUUGGUUGCCAUCGCAAUCCAGCGCGGUAGAGAGCACGGCAUCCCGAGCUACAACGAGUUCCGUGAAUUUUGUGGAAUGCCCAAAGUUCAAUCGUUUGACGAACUCAUCGACGAGUUUGUCCAAGAGGACAUUGAUCUGCUGAAGACUGCGUACCAAUCGGUGGACGAUAUCGACCUCUACAUCGGCUGCUUAUUUGAAACUCACGUAGAGUCAGAAUCACUUAUGGGACCGACAGCUCUUUGCAUCACAGCGGAGCAAUUCCAGAAAACUAAAAAUGGGGAUCGUUAUUUUUAUGAUAUCGGUGAUCAACCUAAUUCGUUUACACCAGAUCAACUCGAUCAAAUCCGCCAAUCGAGUUUAGCGCGUCUCAUGUGUGACAAUAACGACGGAUCAGUGACGACCAUGCAGCCAUUCGCCAUGAAAAGUCCAGUUGGAACGAACCAAAGAAUUCCGUGCACUUCCAUCCCGUCGAUGAACUUGACGUACUGGAAAGAAAUUUAAUGGCCAGCAACAAUUUCUGUUUUGGUUGUUAGACUACCUGCAUUGAAUUCUCUGCUUUUGCAUUUAUGUAGUUUUACCUUAUAGACGUACACCUUUAGUAAGAUAAGUUCGUCGAAACUUCGUCGGCCGAUUCUCAGUAAAAUGCUAACACAACA
Daphnia magna is the source of this 2413-nucleotide messenger RNA. RefSeq names its product peroxidase. The record is from RefSeq and is a predicted model, not a curated record. Gene Ontology annotation, molecular function: heme binding; peroxidase activity. The transcript has 14 exons. Lineage: Eukaryota; Metazoa; Arthropoda; Branchiopoda; Diplostraca; Daphniidae. The coding region runs from base 105 to 2258 and encodes 717 amino acids. Gene Ontology annotation, biological process: response to oxidative stress.